AUGAAAUAUCCAAAUAUUCUGACGACUAAAUCCUUUGAAUCAAGCCCGCCCCCAAGAAACCCCUUAUUUAAAACAGAUCAAUAUAUCUGUGGAAAUUCCGUGUGGAUGAACCCAAUAGAUGAAAAGUGCCAUUCUGUAGAAUCCAUCAACAUUUUAAAUAACAUACGAUGUAAUAUUUGGAAAAUAACUUGA
Messenger RNA from Plasmodium inui San Antonio 1, 192 nucleotides. RefSeq lists its product as hypothetical. Bases 1 to 192 code for a protein of 63 amino acids. The transcript has a single exon. Lineage: Eukaryota; Apicomplexa; Aconoidasida; Haemosporida; Plasmodiidae. The record is from RefSeq and is a predicted model, not a curated record.